AUGCAGCAUUGCGACAAAGCACCCGACAGGGAGGAGCGAGAGGAAGGGGCCAAAGAGUCCAAAGAGAUAAGAGGAGGAGAGGACACUCACUUGCAGGGUGUGGGGAAGGGUGGCACAAAGAGGAGGACCGCGAGGGAAGAGUGUAAAGAGGGCGGAAAACAGCUUCAGCUCCUUGGUCUGGAUCCAUGCAAGGAAAGAGGGUCUAUUGAGCAACGCGAGGAGGAGGAGGAGAUAGCACGAAAGAGAGUGCGAGUAGACGAGGAGUCGACUUUUGAGGCGCCCCAAAAAUUGGACCCAUGCAAGGGAAUGGGAUCCAUUGAGCAAUGCGAGGAGGGGGAGCAUCUGACAAGAAAGAGAGUGCUUUUAGAAGAGGAUGAGGGGUUGAAGGGAGGUGGCUGUGAUGGUGGUGAGGUUGGGAGGGGUGGUGGGGAUGGGGAUGCUGAUGUGGAUCGGAAUGGUGGUGCUGAUGAGCAUGGUCAUGUGGAUGGGCAUGGGCAUGCGGAUGGGAAUGAUUGUGCGGAUAUGUAUGGUAUGCUGAUGGAAGCAUGGGAGAAGGUGGGGAAGAGAUGUUGUGAGAGGCAGAUGUGUGCACCAAUGCUUUCGACGCAGCUGGCGCUUGGCCUUGGGAAUCGUGGAAUGAGAGAGAGUGCUGGGGAGGAGAUGAAGGAGGUGGAGGAGGUGGAGGAGAGGGUGGAAAGGGAGGGACGGACGGCAAGUCCGGGGAGAGUGGAAAGGGCUAGUGCAUGGCAUGAGAAGCCAGAUGGGCAAAAUCCUGGGAAGGAAUCUGGGAAAGAGCAGAGGAAGGAGGACGGGAAGGAUGAAGAGAAAAGGUACAGAAUGGAGCCAAGGAACAGAGCGAAGGGAUUUGGAGCAGCAGAAAUGAGUGACGAUCAUCAAAGAGAGAUGAGGGAGUGGGGUCGGGAGCUUGGUGCUCUGUGGGAGGUUCGAGCGAGGGAGAGUGCAGCAGUAGGUAUUCUCCUUUUGAAGCCACAGCAGGUGGCAUGCAACGCGCACUGA
This is a messenger RNA of Closterium sp. Naga37s-1, 1017 nucleotides long. NCBI's taxonomy places the organism in Eukaryota, Viridiplantae, Streptophyta, Zygnematophyceae, Desmidiales, Closteriaceae. The record is from the annotation of a GenBank genome assembly.